AUGCAUAGGGUACGGCCUGAAUACUGGGACAACCCACCUAUCACUCCCACCAGUAAUGCUUUCGCUGCCUUGGAGGAAUUGCACAUUUGCAACUUGCCUGACAUAACAGAGAUUUGGGGGAAGCAAUUACUCCCAGUUCCAAAAACACAAUCAUGGUCCUUCGAACAAUUGGCUGUCGUGAAUGCCACUUGGUGUGAAAAACUGGUGAAUGUGAUUCCUUCGAGUAUGUUUCCAAGGUUAAAAAAUCUAAAAUCAAUUUAUGUAAAAGGUUGUCCAGAGAUGGAAGUGAUAGUCUCGAAGAAAGCAAAUGCAAUGGUCAAUGGCGAUAUCAUUUCUUUUCCUGAACUAAGUUCUCUGUCAAUUGACAAAUUGUAUAACCUCAAAAGUUUCUGCAGCAGCUCUACAAGUUCGGAAGCACAACCAUUGUUUAAUGAUCAGGUUGUAUUCCCUGUUUUGGAGGAUUUGUUCAUAAACAGAGUACGAAACAUAACAAAUAUAUGGGAUAAAUUGCACUCAAGAGAGUCGUUUUGUUCUUUGAGGCGCAUGAUGAUCGAGGAUUGUGAAAAAUUGGUGAAUAUUGUUCCGUCUUAUAUGCUUCCACAGAUGCGAAAUCUUGAAGUACUCUAUGCUUAUAGCUGUCUAAAGAUGUUAGCGAUAGUCUCAGAGGAAGAGGGAAAAGAAAAAGAUGUUGAUGAAAAUACCAUUUUGUUCCCUGAACUAACUACUUUGAAUCUUAAAGGCUUGGACAACCUCAAAACUUUCUACACACAGCCCUUCCUUAACCACCAGGUUGCACUCUCAAAGUUGAAAAAUCUCUGUCUCGAUCAAUAUUUACAGCAACGACUUUUGAAAGGAAAGGAAUGUGCAAUUAUGAAUGAAAAUGAUGAUAAGGAAAUUGAGCAGGACAAACAACGACUUCUGAGAGGAAAGGAAUGUGAAAUUAUGAAUGAAAACGAUGAUAAGGAAACUGAGCAGGACAAGAGACGACGUUUAAAAGGAAAGGAAUUCCGCAAUUAUGAAUGAAAAUGAUGAUGAUAAAGAAACUGAGAAGGGCAAACAAAUAUUUCUCCAACUUUUGACUACAUCUAUGACUGAUGGUAAAAUGGCAUGCGGCAAACAGUAAUUUUGCAUUGAAAUUUUGGCAAGCACAAAUUUGCUGGGGAGUGUAGAACGCUGGACUACCUUGUGCACAAAUUUGCUGGUUUCUCUAUUUGGCCAAUAAGAAAGGUGAAUGUUUUCUAAUAUUUGUCAUUUGUAUAUAUUUUUAGCCACAAUGGUUUAGUUUUAUAGCUUCAAUUGUGAGUUUGAUUUCACAUUCCAUUGUUUAUGAACAACUUCUUGAGUGUGCAUGCAACUUGAAAAACUAUUUAGCUACCUACAACUGUAAUAAUAUUUAUGUGAUUGUGUACCCUAUUUGGCAUAACCUAUAUAAGUGCACUUAUUUAAAUAAGUGCACUUAUUUGAAUCACAUCACAUUUUUACUUUUCUACACAUCUUUUUAUAAAAAGUCAAAAAGUAUACUUAUUUAGAUUAUU
Camellia sinensis is the source of this 1535-nucleotide messenger RNA. Lineage: Eukaryota; Viridiplantae; Streptophyta; Magnoliopsida; Ericales; Theaceae. The record is from RefSeq and is a predicted model, not a curated record.